GCAUCCCUGGCCAAGCCUGGGGGCAAAGUCUGGGCACAACGAAGCACUUCUUCGCGAUGCAUGGGAAGCUCACGCCAUGGGCGCUGGGCAAACUGCCGGCCAACAUCUCGGACCCGGCCUCCCGAGGGAUCUCUCUGCUCCAGAUACAAGAGCUGUCUGCGUUCAUCAAGCGCUUGUGCAAGACCGGGCUGCUGCGGGAGGAGUCACAAUCGAGCACAGAAGGAUGCGAUUGGCUCCAUUGGGAGGACAUCGCCAUGGAAGAGAUCGCCAGUCUCAUCGUGAAGCCGGCCAUUCGCUUUUUGGCGGCGGAGAUUUCCAAGGAUGAUUCCGAUUCACGGCCACCGGAGAACACCUGGAGCUGGGUGGAGAUCGUGGCAUAUGGUCCGCAGGAUCCCAAGGUCUUCGUUUCCUUCAGCCUCCACAGUGCCUUCCGGGACUUCAUGGGCAGUGUAAACCACUUGGCAGAUGACCAGGGCAUGACUAUCCGCGACAACCUGUGGAUAGGCAUGUUUGCGCUGGAGGUGGUGGCCCCGUUGCAGGUCUUUGACUUGCUGAACUCGCCCUCCUUCAGCGCAUUUGCGAAGUCAGAGGCCACUGCGCUGUUUCUGGAUAAGCAUGCCAGUAUUCUGGAAAGAAGUUGGUGUAUCUUCGAGAUGGCCAUCAUUACCGACACGGCCAUCAGCCGUAGGAGGUGGAAGCUGAGGGAGGAAAUCGCUGCCCAGCAGGGAUGCAGCAUGUUUGAUGUAGAAGAACAGAAGGUGUUGCAACUUGAGAAGGAGAGAUACAAAGACUACCGCCAGCCCAGCAAUGACAUCUUCCAGUCCGAGAACGGCCGGCUUGACUGGCAGGUUCGAUCUGAACUGGCAGAAGGGGGCGACCCCUUCUCGGUUCCCUGGGAGGAAGUGCGAGAAAGGAUCCGUCUCAUGAAGCAGGGGGGUGGUAUUGAUGCGAAGCCGCUGCUGCUGUGCACUCCCGAUGGUUUGGUGGGCACGCGCCGCGCCACCUCUGUUCCUGUGCUCCACGCGUUGCUUCACUCCUUCUGUUGCAGCAAGUCUGACAGCGCUGACAAGGCGGAGCGACGAUUAGUGAUGAACUACAUCGCACAGUGCUACUGUGAAGAGGAUAGGAGCAGUGCCCACUUGCUCGACGAGAUUUGUACCACGGACGAGGGCUAUGCGCUUAACUCUGUUGAGACGGUCUCCGAGUCACUGCGAUUGGAUGGCUCGCCGGAGUACAAGCACGAGCACGGCCUAGUAACUGAUGAAAAGACCGCGAUGAAGUUCAAAAUCCUAGACCACAGCAUCCGACAGGAGUGCAGAAAGGCUCUAGAGGCGCGCGGUGUCAAAGAUAACUUUGACAACUGGAACACCAUCUACGACUUGAAAAGAGUUUGCAAUGUGAUGCCACCUGAGCAUCGAGCAUUAACCCUGUCGCAGCUCAGAAUCCUCGCCAACAUGCUACGCAGGCGCUUUGUGGAGUAUGGUGGGCGCCCGGCGUGGCACCGGGCCAGCUCCCGGGACCUUUGGAGCAAAGACAAGGAGAUCCACGUCUUGCGGGACAUCCUUCCUGCGAACUGCUCCUUCUCUGAGUGCUUUCAGACGCAGCGACAGCUGCCUGAUACCUACGUCAUAUGCCCUGAGGACGUGAAGCUGGUGGCGCUGUUUAACGCCAUCGAGCGCCACGCCGAGGCGCAUCUUUUGCCGGAGAAGACCACCUACUACGUGGAUUCCUUGUGUAGAAGGCGCGGAGAGCUCGAGAAGAGCGCGCAUGAGUCUGCGGAGAAGACCCAGCGGCUGUUGUCCAACACUGGGAGGGGCGUCCUGCUGAUUCUGGAUCAGCCCACAAGCCUCACCUGGCGGCAGAACGUCGCUAGCUUGUGGUGCCUGUAUGAGCUUUUCUUCGCUGACAGACAAGGCCUACUCUGGGACAUCGCUUGCGGGGAGGGCAUCAUCGCCAUGCGCGCCCCGCUGUCCACCAAGCGCUGGAUCUUUGGACAGUUCGAUUCGGCAAUCGCCUGGAACUUGUCCCGGAUACGCGUGAAAGCGGACAAGGCCAGAUGCACGGUGGCGGAGGAGAAAGACAUCCUCCUGUCAAAACUGAUGGAAUUUGGCCAGAACUGCAUCCGCGAAUUCGAGCACAACAUGACGGCGAAGGUACCCUCCAGAAUGCUGGGGCCGGUACUGCGCCAGGCCGCGUGCAUGCGGAGCGACGAGGACUUCCGGCGGCUGCGGGGCGCCUGCGACAUCAUGGCCAAGCUGCGCUGCAGUGGGGCACACAUCAACUUGGCCAGCCUGGAGGGUGGCUUUGGUGAGUCUGCCUUGCACAUUGCCUCUGCAGCAGCAGUGGAUGGCAACGCACAGUGCGCCCGGGCCGUGGAGAUGCUCGUCCGUAUGGGCAUGGAUGUGAAUGCGCAGGACGAUGUUGGUGAGACUCCACUGCACUGGGCGGCCAUGUCAGGCCGCGCCUGGGCCACCGGAUUCCUGCUGCGAAAUGGGUCUGAUCCCUUGCUUGCGAGCUGGUCAGGCUUUCGGCCCUUCGAUGUGUGCUGCACCGGGCCAGCAGCUUUCUUGGGGGUGGACUCAUCGAGAGUGUACGAGAUCCUCAAGGGGUGGACGCAGGCUACCGUGACUGCCGGCCGAGCAGCCUAUGCGUUUGAUGAUGAGGAGAACCACGACUUCGAGUUUGGCAGCAACAGCUCAGGCCGAUUUGCAUCGGAAGGUGGCAACUUCAGAAGACUGUGGAGUGAUUGUCGCAGCAAUUUCAAUACUGGGGCUUGACCAGUCCCGCGGGUCGGGUCUUGCUGAGCUCAUCGGUCCAUUCGCCGUUGGGUUAUCCUGAGCCAUAAAUCAAACGCA
Molecule: messenger RNA, 2855 nt
Organism: Effrenium voratum
Lineage: Eukaryota; Dinophyceae; Suessiales; Symbiodiniaceae
Source: the annotation of a GenBank genome assembly